AUGGCUGCGGGUGGAGCGCGCGGGGAAACGGUGGAGCAGUACCGCUCCGAGGUGGAGCGGCUCACACACGAGCUCUCCGAGGCGACCCGGGAGAAGAUCCGUGCGGCUGAAUGCGGACUUGUGGUGCUGGAAGAGAACCAAACCCUAAAACAGCAGUACGCCGACCUGGAAGCCGAACAGGAGACCCUCAGGCAGGAGCUGGAGCAGCUUCAGGAGGCCUUUAGCCAGGCAUACUCCACCCAGAGGAAGGUAGCAGAGGAUAGUGAAACAAAUGAGGAAGCACUCCUACAGGAGUCAGCCACCAAGGAGGCAUAUUAUAUCAGCCGUCUGCUGAAUCAGCAGACUGAACUGAAGCACACUCGCUCUCAGGCCUCCAACACGCAAGUGGAGAAUGAAAGACUCAGCAUCAUCUUGCAGGAACUUAGAGAGACCAACGAGGUGCUUGAGUUACAGAGGAGAAGGAUGAGAGAGGAAGUUAGGGAGUAUAAGUUCCGAGAGGCUCGGAUGCUGCAGGACUACAGUGAGCUUGAGGAGGAGAACAUCUCACUGCAAAAAUUGGUGUCCACUCUCAAACAGAAUCAGGUGGAGUAUGAAGGCCUGAAGCAUGAGAUCAAGGUUUUGGAGGAGGAGAUGGUCUUUCUGAAUAGCCAGUUAGAGGAUGCAUUGCGCCUGAAGGAUAUCUCUGAGAGCCAGCUGGAGGAGGCACUGAACGCUCUGAAGAGUGAGCGUGAGCAAAAGAACAGCCUGCGUAAGGCGCUAGCCCAGCACCUCACUCUGUGUGACGCACCUUUCUCUUCAGCCUGUGCCCACCUGGUUGCCCUCAGCUCAGCACCCCCGAGUGGCAGUGCCACCCCCACUGCUGCCAGUUCUCCAGGUAGUGAGGAUGGUGGAAAAUGCAAUGGACUUCUGUUACAGGGUUCAGCUGGAAAAGCACUGGGCCGACUAAAUGGGGAUUUCAAGGGAGCAGGUCAGAGAAAACUGAGCAACUCCAUAACCCCUGACCUCUUCAGUGAGCUUCACCUCACCGAGAUUCAGAAACUUAAACAGCAACUGCAGCAGGUGGAGCAGGAGAAGACAUCUGCACUGAACAGCCUUCAGGAGUGUGAAACACAGCUACGACAUACACAGUGCGCCUUGACUGAGCAGUACAAGAGAGCACAGCAUCUCCAACAGCGAGUUUGUACACACCAACAGGGAAGCACCACGGAGGCUGGUGAUGAUGACAAGGUCAAGGUGGAGUUAAAGGACCCGUCAUGGACAUGUGAGGACCUGGAGCAUCUGGGUCUGGAACUACUGCAGUGUAAGUACAAAUUAGCAGUGACAGAGGUGGUGAGCCUUAAUGGCGAGUUGAAGGACCUUCAGGAGAGGCAUAAAGAGUGUGUGGAGCAGGCCACACGGGCAGAGGAACAUGCCCAGGUCCAAAUACAGACUCUUGAAUCGCAGGUGGCUCGCCUGGAAUGCAACUGCCGUGUGGGGAGGGAGAAGGAAGCAGCACUUCAGCGAGAGCUAAAGAAAGCUAAUAGUUCUGCCUCGGAAAGCCAAAGCACUCUAGCUGCAGCCCACGAGGAGCUGUCCACCUUCAGUGAGGAACUGGCACAGCUUUACCACCAUGUCUGCAUGUGCAACAAUGAAACACCCAACCGUGUGAUGCUGGAUUAUUACCGCCAGGGUCGGACCCCUCCACGUGCUAUGUCUGCAGGUCUUAAAGCACAGGAUGACCAUCGGGUCCUUUUGACACCAAGGCUGGCGCGCCGCCUGGCGGCCAUCAAUGCUGCCACAUCUUCCACUUCAACGCCAAGUGACUCACAGAGCCCCACAGAGUCACCCUCCAAAGAGCCCCUCAACUCAGAAGACAGCCCAGUACGCACAGUGCUGAGCUCGUCUGCUGUCAGUGCCUCUUCCUCAUCAUCAUCCUCAUCCCCAGCACCUGAUUCACCUGCAGGCUCAGACACUCGCCGGGAACCCAUCAACCUCCACCACCUGAAUUCCAUUAUCCGCGACCAGAUCAAGCAUUUACAAAAGGCUGUGGACCGUUCAGUGCAGUUGUCGCGCCAAAGAGCAGCUGUCCAGGAGCUUGCACCACUUUUCGAUAAGGAAAAAGAAGCUUGUAUGGAAGAAAUUCUCAAGCUUAAGUCCCUACUGAGCACCAAAAGGGAGCAGGUUGCCACCCUGCGCCUGGUACUCAAAGCCAACAAACAGACUGCAGAAAUGGCUCUGGCAAACCUGAAAAGCAAGUAUGAGGCUGAGAAGAACAUGGUGACUAAGACGAUGAUGAAGCUGCGUAAUGAACUGAAGGCUCUAAAAGAGGAUGCUGCCACAUUUUCCUCACUAAGAGCCAUGUUUGCCACACGGUGCGAUGAGUAUGUAACUCAGUUAGAUGAGAUGCAGAGACAGCUUGCAGCAGCUGAGGAUGAGAAGAAGACACUGAACUCCCUUCUCCGCAUGGCCAUUCAGCAAAAACUGGCACUAACGCAGCGUCUGGAAGACUUGGAGUUCGACCACGAGCAGUCACACCACCCCCGCAUGGGCAAGACGGCCAAACUGAGGAUUACAUCACCCAAAGUAAGUGAAACGGCCACCUUGCCCCUUAAUGACACCUUGUCGACAGAAGCUGAGGCAGCUGCAGAAACGUCAGCUAUCUCAUCCCCUAGCGUAGUCACCCCUUUGCUCUCCUCUGACCCAGGUAGUCCCCCCUCUCUGGAAGCCCCUUCCUCCCCUGCCUCAUCUUUUUCCUCCUCCUGGACUCCCUCAAUUACACCCUACAGCCGGGGCCACACCCACUGGACGUUGGGUAUGCGAGCAUACGUGGUGGAGCCACAAUCCUAUGGUGUGGACAUUCCUACCAUUAGUAUGCCCCGAACCACCAGCUUGACCCGUCGCUAUGCAAUCGAGUCAACCUAUUCACCAGGUUCACGCCCCGCCUCACCCUAUCGUUCGCCCAUACUGGGUUCUUAUCGCUCCACCUGGAGCUCACCCAGAUCUCGUCCACUCAGCACGGUCUUAACGCACUCCACCCACACAACAAGAUACACAUCCCCAUCCUCCUCCUCCUACAGUUCACCAUACCCGAGAAAUUACACUUCUCAGCACCCACGCUACUGA
This is a messenger RNA of Neoarius graeffei (lesser salmon catfish), 3102 nucleotides long. RefSeq names its product protein bicaudal D homolog 1-like. Gene Ontology annotation, molecular function: dynactin binding; dynein intermediate chain binding; dynein complex binding. Bases 1 to 3102 code for a protein of 1033 amino acids. Gene Ontology annotation, cellular component: Golgi apparatus; cytosol. The record is from RefSeq and is a predicted model, not a curated record. Lineage: Eukaryota; Metazoa; Chordata; Actinopteri; Siluriformes; Ariidae. The transcript is spliced from 7 exons. Gene Ontology annotation, biological process: protein localization to organelle; microtubule anchoring at microtubule organizing center; regulation of microtubule cytoskeleton organization.